This is a messenger RNA of Pelodiscus sinensis (Chinese soft-shelled turtle), 1552 nucleotides long. RefSeq names its product fascin actin-bundling protein 1 (gene FSCN1). Gene Ontology annotation, cellular component: actin cytoskeleton; cytoplasm. Gene Ontology annotation, biological process: actin filament bundle assembly; cell migration; establishment or maintenance of cell polarity. Lineage: Eukaryota; Metazoa; Chordata; Testudines; Trionychidae. Gene Ontology annotation, molecular function: protein-macromolecule adaptor activity; actin filament binding. The record is from RefSeq and is a predicted model, not a curated record.
GGAGAGAAGCCGCAGCAGCAGCCCCCUGUGUGUGUGUGGACGCGCGUCUCUCGCCGCGCCAGCAUGACCGCCAACGGGACCGCGGCGCCGCUGCAGAUCCAGUUCGGGCUCAUCAACUGCGGCAACAAGUACCUGACGGCGGAGGCCUUCGGCUUCAAGGUGAACGCCUCGGCGCCCAGCAUGAAGAAGAAGCAGAUCUGGACGCUGGAGCAGGACGGCGACGACUCCAACGUGGUCUUCCUGCGCAGCCACCUGGGCCGCUACCUGGCGGCCGACAAGGACGGCAACGUGAGCUGCGACCACGAGCAGCCGGCCGCCGACUGCCGCUUCGUCAUCCUGGCCCACGACGACGGGCGCUGGUCGCUGCAGUCCGAGCCCCACCGCCGCUUCUUCGGCGGCACCGAGGACCGCAUCUCCUGCUUCGCCCAGGCCGUGUCGCCGGCCGAGAAGUGGAGCGUGCACAUCGCCAUGCACCCGCAGGUGAACAUCUACAGCCUCACCAGGAAGCGCUACGCCCACCUCAGCGCCCGCCAGGAGGAGAUGGCCGUGGACCGCGACGUGCCCUGGGGGGUGGACUCCCUCAUCACCCUGGUCUUCCAGGACCAGCGCUACAGCGUGCAGACCUGCGACCACCGCUUCCUGCGCCACGACGGCCGGCUGGUGGAGCAGCCCGAGAAGGGCACCGGCUACACGCUGGAGUUCAGGUCCGGCAAGGUGGCCUUCCGCGACGGCGAGGGGCGCUACCUGGCCCCCUCCGGGCCCAGCGGCACCCUCAAGGCGGGCAAGAGCACCAAGGUGGGCAAGGACGAGCUCUUCGUGCUGGAGCAGAGCUGCCCGCAGGUGGUCCUGACAGCCGGCAACGAGAGGAACGUGUCCACCCGGCAAGGGAUGGACCUUUCAGCCAAUCAGGAUGAGGAGACUGACCAGGAAACCUUCCAACUGGAGAUUAACAAGGACACCAAGAAGUGUGCCUUCAGGACCUAUACUGGGAAAUACUGGACCCUCACCUCCAACGGCGGGAUACAGUCCACUGCCUCAGCAAAGAACGCCAGCUGCUACUUUGACAUCGAGUGGUGCGACAAGCGCAUCACCCUGAAGGCAGCGAAUGGCAAGUAUGUCACGGCGAAGAAGAACGGGCAGCUCGCAGCCACUGUUGAGGCAGCAGGUGAGACAGAACACUUUGUGAUGAAGCUGAUUAACCGGCCAAUUAUUGUCCUUCGUGGGGAACACGGCUUCAUUGGCUGCCGGAAGGUGACUGGGACCUUGGACUGCAACCGUUCCUCCUAUGAUGUCUUUCAACUGGAGUUCAAUGAUGGUGCAUACAAUAUCAAAGAUUCCACUGGGAAGUACUGGAUGGUGGGGAGCGAGUCCUCUGUCACCAGCAGCAGCGAUACACCCGUGGACUUCUUCUUUGAGUUCUGCGACUAUAACAAAGUGGCUAUCAAAACCAACGGCAAAUACCUGAAGGGUGACCAUGCUGGCGUCCUCAAGGCUUCCACCGACGCAAUCGACCCCUCCACUCUCUGGGAAUAUUAAAUGCACUUUAGCUCCA